Sclerotinia sclerotiorum 1980 UF-70 is the source of this 4581-nucleotide messenger RNA. RefSeq lists its product as hypothetical. Gene Ontology annotation, molecular function: ATP hydrolysis activity; ATP binding; ABC-type transporter activity. Lineage: Eukaryota; Fungi; Ascomycota; Leotiomycetes; Helotiales; Sclerotiniaceae. Gene Ontology annotation, cellular component: membrane. The record is from RefSeq and is a predicted model, not a curated record. Gene Ontology annotation, biological process: transmembrane transport. The transcript has 8 exons. Bases 1 to 4581 code for a protein of 1526 amino acids.
AUGGCUUCGAAUUUGGAUUCCGAACAACAUGAACAUCAUGAACUACAUAAUUACUUCCCUGAACGCUCAGACAUCACUUCCAAUCUCGAGUUUACGCCACAAUUCGAAAAUGAGGUCGAACAACCAUUACCAUCUAGCUCAGAUGGCUCUGAAGACUUUAACGAAACAUUACGCCCUACGACAACCAACGAAACUGCGAGAGAAAAACAAUUCGAAUCAAUAAGGACGGGAGAUCGUGAAGAAUUGGAGAGAAUAGCUUCAGGUUUUGGAGGUUCUCAAUUAGGACGAACUUUUACCAAUGCUACAGCGAAGAAUCAUGAAUUGGAGAAACAGGAUACCUUGGCUGGCCUUAAAUGGGGAGAAUCAACCUUGGACCCCAGCUCCCUCGAUUUUGAUGUGUAUAAAUGGACGAAAAUGAUGAUGAGAUUGACGGAUGAGAAUCAAGUUAUCCAACGACGUGCUGGAAUUGUAUUCAAGAACCUCAAAGUAUGCGGUUCUGGAUCAGCAAUAAAUGUACAAAAGGAUGUUGCUUCGCUGUUAAUGGCACCUUUACGAUUUAGAGAAUUUGGUGGAAAAUCUUCCGAGAAGACAAUUUUGAACGAUUUUAAUGGUGUUUUAAAAUCAGGAGAGAUGUUGCUUGUUCUGGGGAGACCUGGUUCGGGAUGUUCAACAUUCCUCAAAACUCUAACGGGAGAACUUUAUGGAUUGGACAUGAAGCAAGAAUCAGAGAUUAAUUAUAAUGGUAUCACGCAAAAACAAAUGCUCAAACAAUUCCGAGGUGAAAUAGUCUACAACCAAGAGGUCGACAAGCAUUUCCCUCAUUUGACCGUUGGAGAGACUUUGGAAUUUGCUGCGAGUGUACGUACGCCACAGCAAAGACUUAUUGAUGGAAUCACUCGUGAAGCUUGGGCAAAGCAUAUGACUAAAGUCGUCAUGGCUGUUUACGGAUUAUCCCACACGUAUAAUACUAAAGUCGGUAAUGAUUUCGUGCGAGGUGUAUCUGGAGGUGAGAGAAAACGUGUUAGUAUCGCCGAGAUGGCUUUGGCUGGUUCACCAAUUGCGGCGUGGGAUAACGCUACGCGUGGUUUGGAUGCCGCAACUGCUCUAGAGUUCACCAAAUCUUUACGGAUGACUGCCGAUCUAUGUGGUUCAGCUCACUUGGUUGCCAUUUAUCAAGCUAGUCAACAAAUUUAUGAUGAAUUUGAUAAGACAGUCGUACUUUACGAAGGUCGUCAAAUUUAUUUUGGACCUUGCGACCAAGCGAAACAAUACUUUAUGGAUAUGGGUUGGGAAUGUCCUCCUCGUCAAACCACUGGUGACUUUCUGACUUCGAUUACCAACACUUCGGAACGAAAAGCGAGACCGGGCUUCGAGAAAAAGGUUCCUAGGACUCCAGAGGAAUUCGAGAAAUACUUCAAAGAUUCAAAAAUAUUCAAGAACAUGAUGAGAGAAAUGAAAGCACACGAAGAGGAGUUCCCUAUGGGAGGCAAAACAUUGGAACAAUUCAAAGAAAGUCGGAAGGGGAUGCAAGCUGAUCACCUACGACCCGAGUCACCAUACACCGUCAGCAUCAUCAUGCAAACAAAGUAUUGUGCCAAGCGAGCCGUUCAACGUUUAUGGAACGAUAAAACUUCUACAGUUACGACAAUCGUAGGUCAGAUUGCCAUGGCUUUGAUCAUCGGAUCUAUUUACUACAAUACCCCGACGAAUACAGCAAGUUUCUUCCAAAAGGGAGGUGUUCUCUUCUUCGCCGUUUUGCUUAACGCUCUGAUUGCUAUAUCGGAAAUCAAUACUCUAUACUCCCAAAGACCGAUUGUUGAAAAACAAGCAUCUUACGCUUUCUAUCAUCCUUUCACUGAAGCUUUGGCUGGUGUUGUUGUCGAUAUACCGGUGAAAUUCGCCAUUGCAACCUGUUUUAACAUCAUUUUAUACUUCCUUGCGGGUCUGAAACAAGAGGCGGGCGCAUUCUUUGUCUUUUUCCUCUUUAACUUUGUGGCCAUCUUGACUAUGAGUCAAAUAUACCGUAGUAUCGCAGCAGCAACAAAAACAAUUGCUCAAGCACUGGCUAUCGCUGGUGUAGCCACCCUUGUCGUUGUCAUUUAUACCGGUUUCGUUAUUCCUAGACCAUUGAUGCAUCCUUGGUUUAAAUGGCUUUCAUGGAUCAAUCCAGUUGCAUAUACUUUUGAGGCUUUAUUCGUCAAUGAGUUACAUGGAACCCUAUUCGACUGCUCAACUUUGGUACCUACAGGUCCGGGCUAUGUUCAAUCUGGCAAUACCUUCGUUUGUGCUGUUGCUGGCGCUGUUAUCGGUUCCACUACUGUCAGUGGUGAUGAUUAUUUGGAAGCAGCGUUUCAAUACUCUUAUUCCCACUUAUGGCGUAACUUGGGAUUCAUGUUUGCAUUCAUGAUCUUUUUCUUAUCUUUCUAUCUUCUCGCAACCGAGUUCAAUUCCUCUACAGACAGUAAAGCUGAGGUUUUGGUCUUCCGCCGUGGACAUGUACCAGAAGAGUUAUUGGCCGCGGAGCGAGCUGCAAAGAAUGAUGAAGAAGCACACGUCGGCGCUGGUGUAGAUGCCAAAAAGCAUCACUCAGACAAAGAUGGAGGAGAAGUUCAGGCAUUGGCACCCCAAACAGACGUGUUCACAUGGAGAAAUGUGUGUUACGAUAUCAAGAUUAAGAACGAACCUCGCAGACUUCUCGAUAAUGUUUCCGGAUGGGUAAAGCCUGGAACUUUAACAGCUUUGAUGGGUGUUUCUGGUGCGGGAAAAACAACAUUACUCGAUGUCCUCGCUCAGAGAGUUUCUAUGGGAGUUAUUACAGGUGAUAUGUUGGUUAGCGGAAAACCUCUCGACGAAUCAUUUCAACGAAAAACCGGAUACGUUCAACAACAAGAUUUACAUCUCGAAACCACUACUGUUAGGGAAGCUCUUCGAUUCUCGGCUAUGCUACGUCAACCAAAAUCUGUUUCCAAGAAGGAAAAGUUUGAUUUCGUGGAAGAUGUUAUCAAGAUGUUGAAUAUGGAAGACUUCUCAGAAGCAGUCGUUGGUGUCCCAGGAGAAGGAUUGAACGUGGAGCAAAGAAAACUCUUGACUAUUGGUGUCGAAUUAGCUGCUAAACCUGCACUCUUACUCUUCUUGGAUGAGCCUACCUCAGGUUUGGAUUCACAAUCUUCAUGGGCAAUCGUCUCUUUCUUGAGAAAGUUAGCCGAUAAUGGACAGGCCGUCUUGGCUACUAUCCAUCAACCUAGUGCUAUCCUGUUUCAAGAAUUCGAUCGAUUAUUAUUCUUAGCAAAGGGUGGAAGAACUGUUUACUUUGGAGACAUUGGUCACAAUUCCGAGACUUUACUUAACUAUUUUGAAUCUCAUGGUGCGGAGAAGUGUGGAGAGGAUGAGAAUCCUGCAGAGUAUAUGUUAACAAUGGUUGGUGCCGGAGCCCAAGGAAAAUCUACUCAAGAUUGGCAUGAAGUAUGGAAAGCUAGUGAUGAAGCAAAGGCUAUUCAAACGGAAAUUUCACGCAUCGAACAAGACUUGGGUCAUCAAUCAUCUCAAAAUGAUCCUGGUUCCCAAGACGAAUUCGCCAUGCCCUUCACCAUUCAGCUUUUGGAAGUUACGAAGCGUGUGUUCCAACAAUAUUGGCGUACCCCUGGAUAUGUAUACUCCAAGCUUGUUCUUGGUGUCGCAUCUGCACUCUUUAUUGGUUUCUCAUUUUUCCACGCCGAUGCAUCUCAACAAGGUCUUCAAGAUGUUAUCUUCUCAAUCUUCAUGAUAACAACUAUCUUCACAACCCUCGUGCAACAAAUUAUGCCUCGAUUUGUCCUUCAAAGAGAUCUUUAUGAGGUUCGUGAAAGACCAUCAAAAGCUUAUAGCUGGAAAGCUUUCAUCAUCGCCAAUAUUGUCGUCGAAAUUCCAUAUCAAAUUCUUCUUGGUAUCAUGGUAUUUGCCUCAUACUUCUACCCAAUUUACACCAGCAACGGUAUUCCACCAUCAAGUCGUCAAGGUCUUAUUCUCCUACUCUUCAUUCAAUUCUUCGUCUUUGCUAGUACAUUCGCUCAUAUGCUUAUUGCUGCUCUUCCUGAUGCGGAAACCGCGGGUAACAUCGCUACGCUCAUGUUCUCACUCACACUUACCUUUAACGGAGUCUUCCAACCUCCAAAUGCUCUUCCCAGGUUUUGGAUUUUCAUGUAUCGAGUUUCACCUUUGACUUAUCUCGUCUCGGCUAUCGUAUCUACCGGUCUUUCCGGCCGCGAAGUAGUAUGCGCCAAAAACGAACUCGCAAUCAUGCAACCACCUGCCGGCGAAACCUGCGGAAGUUAUCUCCAAUCCUACGCUAACGCCACAGGUGGUUCCAUCUAUAAUCCUGAAGCUACUUCAGAUUGUAACUACUGUUCUUCAUCAAACGCAGAUCAAUAUCUCUCUUCCGUAUCCAUUAGCUAUGAUACGAGAUGGAGAAACUACGGUAUCGUGUUUGUGUAUAUCUUUUUCAAUAUCUUCAUGGCGGUGUUUUUGUAUUAUCUCAUUAGAGUGAGGAAGAGUAGUGGGAAGAGUCUUAAGGAAAAAUUGGGAUUCUUAGGAAAACUUUUUUAG